This is a messenger RNA of Lasiosphaeria miniovina, 636 nucleotides long. RefSeq lists its product as uncharacterized. NCBI's taxonomy places the organism in Eukaryota, Fungi, Ascomycota, Sordariomycetes, Sordariales, Lasiosphaeriaceae. Gene Ontology annotation, molecular function: chromatin binding. Gene Ontology annotation, cellular component: pericentric heterochromatin; nucleus. Gene Ontology annotation, biological process: negative regulation of transcription by RNA polymerase II; chromatin organization. The coding region runs from base 1 to 636 and encodes 211 amino acids. The record is from RefSeq and is a predicted model, not a curated record. The transcript is spliced from 6 exons.
AUGCCUCCAGCUAUCAGCGAUCACGAGGACAAUUCGGACCACGAGCUCGCGGUCUCUGCAGAAGAUAGCGAUGGUGACGAAGAGUUGGCCAACGACGAAUAUGUCGUUGAAAAGAUCAUAUCGCAUAUGGUCAACGCCAAGGGCAAACUCCUCUUCCAGGUCAAGUGGGAGGGUUAUGAGAAGAAGUCUGAUCGGACUUGGGAGACGGAGGAAAACUUGACAGAGAACGCGUCUCUAAUCGUCGAGGAGUAUAUUCAAAGUGCCGGAGGCCGCGGCAAGGUCUCUAAAGGCACGGCGAAUCCGAAGGGAAAAAAGCGUAGAAGACAAUCUACAAGAACGCCUCCCGCAACUCGGAAGCGUUCAAAGAAGAAGGGCGAAGACCUUGCGGACGAAGACACCCCUCUGACUCCGGAGAAAGGACAAUGGACCCCCCCAACAGGAAGUUGGGAGAACCACAUUGCGCUGCUGGAAGCCUACGAAGACGAGGACACGCGCAAGCUGAUAAUUGAGGUAACCUGGAAGAAUGGACACAAGACGGAGCACGACACAAGCGUGAUCUAUAGCCGGUGCCCCCAGAAGAUGUUGCAAUACUACGAACGCCAGAUCCGAAUCAUCAAGUCAGUUCCUGCAGAGUAG